Molecule: messenger RNA, 1483 nt
Organism: Ricinus communis (castor bean)
Lineage: Eukaryota; Viridiplantae; Streptophyta; Magnoliopsida; Malpighiales; Euphorbiaceae
Product: exopolygalacturonase-like
Exons: 4
Coding region: 154-1332 (392 amino acids)
Biological process (GO): carbohydrate metabolic process
Molecular function (GO): polygalacturonase activity
Source: RefSeq, a predicted model, not a curated record
AAAGGUUGCGAGUUUCUGCAUCACUUAACUAAACUUAGCUAAUGGGUUGCUUUAUAAAGACAUUAAAAAAAAAAAAAAGGAAACUCGUGCAUAUCAGCCGUGACAUCUAGCCAAAGAAAAUAAAAGAAGGAGAAGCAACUUUGAUUGAAUAAGAUGGCCUUGAAAACAAGUGCCUGGACACUAUCAUUGUUGCUUUUCUUCGCUUCUACCUUUCAAGCAUACUCUACUACAUUUGACAUCAAACAAUAUGGUGCCAAAGCUGAUGGAGAAACAGAUAUCAGUAAGGCUAUAUUAAGUGCUUGGAAAGUUGCAUGUACAGCACCGGGUGUAAGCAAAGUCUUAAUACCAAAAGGUACAUAUGCAUUACGUAAAUUAGAUAUCAUGGGUCCUUGCAAGGGUGCAAUGGUGCUCCAAGUCGAAGGAAUCUUACAGGCACCUGUAGAUGCAAACGAACUUCGUGGGGAUGGUUGGGUUAGUUUCAAUCACAUUGAUCAAUUUACAAUGUCUGGUGGUGGAACUUUUGAUGGACAAGGAGAACUCACAUGGAAGAAAUACAAUUGUAUGGAAAGAAACAAUUGUAAAGUUCUUCCCACCAGUUUAAGGUUCAACUUCAUCAACAAUGGCAUAGUCCAGGGUAUAACUUCUCUCAACAGCAAAAACUUUCAUGUCAAUGUCUUGGGGUGUAAGAACUUUACCUUCCAACAGUUUACAGUCUCUGCACCAGCAAUUAGCUUUAAUACAGAUGGAAUUCAUAUUGGACGUUCAAAUGGAGUUAACAUAAUUGAUACAAAGAUUAGCACCGGUGAUGAUUGUAUCUCUAUUGGUGACGGUAGCCAACAAAUUACAAUCACAGGAGUUACAUGUGGACCUGGACAUGGCAUUAGUAUAGGAAGUUUAGGAAAAUAUCCAAAUGAAGCACCCGUAUCCGGUGUUUUUGUUUCGAAGAGCACUCUCUCAAACACCGCUAAUGGUGUUAGGAUUAAAUCUUGGCCAGCAUUAUACGGCGGCAUUGCGUCUAAUAUUCAUUUUACAGAUAUUACCAUGAAUAACGUAGCCAAUCCUAUCCUAAUUGAUCAAAUGUAUUGCCCAUGGAACCGAUGCAACAACAAGGGUUCAUCAAAAGUUAAGAUCAGUAACGUUAGCUUCAAGGAUAUAAGGGGCACUACCACAACGCCUGUUGCUGUUCAACUCAUUUGUAGCAGAGGCAUUCCAUGUGAGAAUGUGAAACUCAUUAACAUUAACCUCAGAUAUAUUGGGAAUAAAGCUGCAUUAACAUCUGUAUGUUCCAAUGUUAAACCCAUGAUUAGCGGGAUCCUGCCAUCUGGAUGUUAACGUACAUGGAAGAGUUGCAUUUAAAUCCUUCUUUUAUUUUCUUCAUUAAUAUGUAUUAUUACGGCUGAGAUGUUCACUUGAUAUGUAUCUUGUUUCUUGUAAUAAGUAUAUAUAUAUAUUUAAUGAAAUUAUACUUAAUACGUUACUUCAA